UUUGAUCGCGCGAUACCACCGCCAGCGCCACUAGCAGCAGGGGCAGCUGAGAUAGAUAAAACAAUGGGGAAGACCAAAGGCCCGGACCCUCCAUGCUUUCAGAAGUACGGCGUCCCUUUCUUCGGAGCUGCUUUUGUUCCUUACAAGGACGUCAGGUCCAAGCUCUCCAAUCUUCAAGAGGAUCACCGUGAUUCUUCCACCGAUGAGAAUUUCGAUGAUAAAUCAGCCGCUCUGACGGAUACUACCGAUGACGGAAACUACGUCGUUUUGGCAGGUGGAGGCGGCGAAGGUCACAGCGGGAUCCCUAACUCCAUCCUCCUUGCCAGUUUCGACUUCGAUUCCAAUUCUCUCUCUGCACAGCCGGUAGCGAAGCUUGGACUUGGUUCUGAUUGUCCUUAUAGAAUGGUUGUUCACCCAGGAGGAGAUGGUAUCAUUUGCGCAUUGCCAAAAAGUUGCAGAUUUUUUGAGUGGGAUGAGGUCAAGAGUGCUGAAGACCACAAACUUGGGUUGAAAGCGUCAGAUAAAGUGCUCAACCCGCUAGAAGACAUUGUGCAGCAGUUAGCAUUGGCGUUUAAUGCUGAGGGUUCUAUACUUGCUGUCGGUGGAGAGGAUGGAAAUUUAAGGGUUUUUAACUGGCCUGGUAUGGAAGUUCUUCUCCACGAGGCUCAAGCUCAUUCUUCUGUGAAGGACUUGUCUUUCAGCCCUGAUGGAAAAUUUCUCAUCUCCUUGGGACGUGGUGGCCCCGGUAGAGUUUGGGAUGUAUCAUCAUCAAUGGUAGUGGCUUCUCUACCAAAGGAAAAUGAUGAAGUCUUUGCCUUUUGCAGAUUUUCACAGCGCAAUGAUGGGCAUCAUGUUCUAUACACUGCUGUAGUAAAAGGACAACGUGGAUUUAUUGUGUCUUGGAACACAACAUCAUGGAAGAGAAUGAGCUCAAAGCAAGUCGUUCGUGAUCCCAUAUCCUCCUUCAAUGUUUCGUCUGAUGGCAAGCUCCUUUCAGUUGGAACAAUUGAAGGAGACGUCUUGGUACUAAAUUCAAGGAACAUGCAAGUUCAAAAGCUAAUUCGAAAAGCGCAUCUUGGGAUGGUUACGACAUUAGCAUUUACUAAUGAUUCAAGGGCUUUGGUGUCUGCAUCUAUGGACUCAAGUGCAAGGGUAACAGUGAUAGAGGAAAAGAAAAGAGGAGGUCUAAGCGUGUGGGGCAUCAUGCUUAUCAUUUUAUUUGCAAUUGCUGUGUAUUUCCUGAAGCAAGAAGGAAUCCUUCCUCAGCUGAUAGAGAAGAGUGGCUUCAUUAUCCGAAUGUGAAAACCAUGCCCUUUUGUUUUCUACAUGAAUAAUGACAAAGAACAAAUGAGAAGUUGACAAUACUCGGAAGGUAAGGAUACUUUUUUGAUGAAAGAACGGUUAUGUUGUUUUAGGGCUGACUGCGCUUAGCUUAUUUUAAGGCAGCUCAAUUUAUCCGUGACGAAGGAACACUUUAUAUGGAGCGUGGCCUGCCUUGUAAUUGUACAUUCAAAUAAACUUUAUAUCUAUUAGAUAUUACAUUGUCGA
Messenger RNA from Tripterygium wilfordii, 1548 nucleotides. RefSeq names its product SEC12-like protein 2. Gene Ontology annotation, cellular component: endoplasmic reticulum membrane. Gene Ontology annotation, biological process: protein secretion. Lineage: Eukaryota; Viridiplantae; Streptophyta; Magnoliopsida; Celastrales; Celastraceae. The record is from RefSeq and is a predicted model, not a curated record. The transcript has 10 exons. Gene Ontology annotation, molecular function: GTPase activator activity; guanyl-nucleotide exchange factor activity; protein binding. Bases 64 to 1302 code for a protein of 412 amino acids.